Molecule: messenger RNA, 3073 nt
Organism: Entelurus aequoreus (snake pipefish)
Lineage: Eukaryota; Metazoa; Chordata; Actinopteri; Syngnathiformes; Syngnathidae
Gene: gaa
Product: alpha glucosidase
Biological process (GO): glycogen catabolic process; lysosome organization
Cellular component (GO): lysosomal membrane
Molecular function (GO): carbohydrate binding; alpha-1,4-glucosidase activity
Source: RefSeq, a predicted model, not a curated record
UUUGGCCCCGCCAUGUUUAAAGGGACACAACCACAUAUAAUAUAUAUACUUUGCAUCAUGGCGACCUAAACAACCCUCUCUUGUUACUUUAAUGGCGCACUAAGAGACAACACAACAACUAAAUGUUCGUCUUGUUGCUUUUAUUCCCUUCCUCAACUUGUUGUUAUCGAGCUCAUGGCUGUACGUAUCAAGCUAACUGUAGCUGUGCUUCUCACUUUAGCUUUGGCGGCAUUUGUUCACUUAAUUACCAGCAAAGUUGGUGAAAGUGCACCGGAGACACAACAACCCCUCCAGUGUGUCAUGUCCCCGGACAGACGCUUCGACUGUGGCCGGGACAGAGUCGUCAGUCAGGGGGAAUGUGAGCAGAGAGCUUGUUGUUACUCUCCACUCACUAACUCUUCCAGAGCUCCAUGGUGCUUCUACCCUCAUGCAUACCCAGGAUACAGCAUGGGGGCCCUGACUCCCACACACCGGGGGCAGGCGGCCACCCUCACCCGGGACAACCCCUCAUACCUGCCCAGAGAUGUCCCCACUCUCCACCUGCAGGAGACACAGGAGUCUGCAGGCUGCCUGCGCCUCACUCUGAAGGAUCCAUGGACACGCAGAUAUGAAGUUGACCUUCCUUCUGGGGUCCCUCAGGGCAAGGCCACUGCCCAAGAUGCCUUAUAUGCCGUUAAGUACCAGACCGAGCCAUUUGGCUUCGUCGUGACACGCAAAUCCAAUGGAAGAGUCCUCAUGAAUACCACAGUGGCACCUUUGCUGUUUUCUGACCAGUACCUGCAGCUGUCCACGUCAUUGGCCUCCUCUCUUGUGUCAGGCCUUGGAGAGCACUACACUCCCCUCAUCUUGGACCUUAACUGGACCUCCCUGACCCUCUGGAACAGAGACAUGGCCCCUCGUGCCAAUGCAAACCUCUAUGGCUCGCAUCCGUUCUACAUGGUCCAGGAGGAGGAUGGACUGGCUCAUGGGGGGUUCCUUCUCAACAGCAAUGCCAUUGAGGUGAUCCUGCAGCCUCUUCCAGCUCUGACUUGGAUCUCAACAGGUGGAAUCCUGGAUCUGUACAUCUUCAUGGGUCCAGAUCCUCAGACUGUUGUACGACAAUACCUGCAAGUCAUUGGGUAUCCCAUGAUGCCCCCUUAUUGGUCAUUGGGCUUCCACCUGUGUCGCUGGGGAUACACAAGCACUAAUGUGACACGGCGGGUGGUACAGAGGAUGCGUGAUGCUAACUUACCCAUGGAUGUGCAGUGGAACGACCUGGACUAUGCAGCUAAAAGCCGGGUAUUCACCUUUGACCCUGUGCGCUUCAGGGACAUCAAAGACAUGGUGGAGGAGUUUCACGGAAAAGGACUGAAGUACAUCCUUAUCCUGGUAAGACAAAGACCAGGGAUCAGCACCGCCAGUCCUCCAGGAACUUACCAACUCGACGACGGACUGAAACGAGACGUGUUUAUAAAAAACGCUACAGGUCACCUUCUGAUCGGGAAGGUUUGGCCUGGUCCCACGGCAUUCCCUGACUUCACCAACCAGACACGACACUGGUGGGAAGACUGUAUUAGGGCUUUUUAUGCCCAGGUGCCCGUGGAUGGAUUGUGGAUUGAUAUGAACGAACCCUCCAGUUUUGUUUCGGGCUCAUUGGAGGGUUGUCCUGACACAGAUGUUGAGAACCCACCUUACACACCGAGGGUUAUCGGAGGUCGCUUAAACUCAGGGACUCUUUGUAUGUCGGCUGAGCAAAAGUUGUCCACUCACUACAAUCUGCACAAUAUGUACGGACUGACUGAAGCCUUCGCCACUCACAGUGCUCUUGUCAAAGUACGAGGGAAGAGGCCAUUUGUCCUGUCUCGCUCCUCCUUCCCGAGCAGACGCUUCUCCGGAGUGUGGACAGGAGACGUUAGGAGCGACUGGGAGCAGCUUCGAUACUCCAUCCCUUCUGUGCUGCGGUUCAGUUUAUUGGGGGUGCCUCUGGUGGGUGCAGACAUCUGUGGCUUCCAAGGCAACACCACAGAGGAGUUGUGCGUACGAUGGAUGCAGCUCGGGGCCUUCUACCCAUUCAUGAGGAACCACAAUGACAGGCCAUACGCUUCUCAGGAGCCGUAUGUGUUCGGACAGAAGGCCCAGACGGCCAUGCGAAUUGCAUUAAACCUUCGUUACUCCCUCCUUCCGUUUCUCUACACACUCUUCCAUCAUGCACACACCUCUGGAGACGCGGUGGCCAGGCCUCUUUUCAUGGAGUUUCCCGCUGACCCCAACAGUCAGAUUAUAGACAGACAGUUCCUAUGGGGGAGUUCCCUGCUCAUCAGCCCAGUCUUAGAGGAAGGUGCUGUGGAGGUUGUAGCUUACCUGCCCCCCUGCACUUGGUACAGCCUUCACAACGGUGAGCCUUUGUAUAGUGGAGGUCAGUUCCUGGUCCUGUCAGCUCCUUUGGACACGAUCAACAUCCACGUGAGGGAAGGACACAUUAUCCCCCAGCAGGAGCCAGCUUUAAGUACGACAACCUCACGCAAAAACCCCUUUCUCCUGACGGUGGCGCUCUCUGCAGAAGGAUCGGCCUGUGGCGACUUGUUCUGGGAUGACGGGGAUAGCAUGGACACCUUUGAAGGAGGAAGUUAUAGUUAUGUAAACUUCACUGCCGCUCAGUCCCAGGUGGUGAGUAACCCCGUUGAGAUGAACGGAACCCUGGAUGGUCUCCUGCUGGGGGCAAUGCAGGUGUUUGGGGUACCCUCGCAGCCGCAAUACGUCGUGGCCAAUGGGGAGAAAGUCAGGGACUUUGUGUACAACAGUGACACAAAGGUUUUAAAAGUGAGCAGCCUGACUCUGCCCAUGUCAAAGAUGAUUACAGUCCAGUGGGCUCCAUGAUAAAGUUAUAUCUAUUACCCAUGAUGCCCUGGGAGGGCUUCUUUUUUAAGGACUGGCACCAACCCAAAGGUUAUUGUGCGCUUAUUCCCAAUAUGGUGACAUGUUGCAGUGCCUGUAAUUGUCCUGUAUGUGCAAAAUUGUAUGUUUUAGAGCAGUGGUGCCCAACCUUUUUGUAGCUACGGACCGGUCAACGCUUGAAAAUUUGUCCCACGGACCG